CACGUGACACCGACGUCAUCGCGCCCCAACCAGGAAUAGCACCGUUCCAGAGCUGACACCCCCUGUGCUCGCGGGGAUGCGCUGUCACGUGACUCGCGGUGCCCGGCUGCCUGCUCUGCGGUGUCAGCUGGCGAUGCCCGCGCUCCUUGGCACCCGGUAAUGUCGGGCUGGUGAAAGAUGUGCAGCCCCGAGGUUAUGGCCGCCGAUCCAAUAGUGUCCUACGGUCCCCGGGGCACGGCUCUGUCGCACGUGCACCCGGUGAUGAAGGCGUUCGUGUGCGGUUCUCUGAGCGGCACCUGCUCCACCCUCCUCUUCCAGCCGCUGGAUCUGCUCAAAACGCGGCUGCAAACGCAACAGAUCUCCUCCCCGGGGAGCCGAGUGGGGAUGGUGAAGCUUUUCCUCACAGUCAUUCGUACUGAAAACUUCUUGGGACUGUGGAAGGGGGUGUCCCCGUCCUUUAUGCGCUGCAUUCCUGGGGUUGGUCUCUACUUCGGCACACUUUAUUUCUUGAAGCAACAUGUUUUCCUGGGGCAGGAACUCAGCCCCCUAGAGUCAGUUCUUUUGGGGGCAGGAUCCAGGACGGUAGCAGGAGUUUGCAUGCUACCAUUUACAGUAGUAAAGACUCGAUAUGAGAGUGGUAAAUAUCGCUAUAGUGGUGUGUUUCGAGCCUUGGGGAACAUAUACAGAACUGAAGGUGCUCGUGGUCUUUUCAGCGGUCUUUCUGCCACCCUGCUACGAGAUGCUCCUUUUUCGGGGAUAUACCUGAUGUUUUAUACCCAAGCUAAGAGGUUUGCGCUUCCUUAUAAUAUUGACCCCACAUUUAGUCCUCUUCUAAACUUCUCUUGUGGGGUUGUGGCUGGUAUUCUGGCAUCUGUAAGUACCCAGCCCGCUGAUGUCAUCAAAACUCAUAUGCAGCUUUCUCCUGGAAAAUACCGCUGGACUGGUCACACUGCCCUCUAUAUUUAUCAGAAUCACGGAUUGACUGGAUUUUUCCGUGGGGGCAUACCUCGAGCUUUACGCAGAACUUUAAUGGCAGCCAUGGCUUGGACAGUAUACGAACAAAUGAUGGAGAAAAUGGGACUUAAGUCUUGAACAAGCACCGCAACCAGUAUUAUCUGACUGGACAGAUUAUAUCACAAUAAGAUCACCACCUGCUUACAGGAUGUGAUGCUGAGUUGGCAAAUGUGGAUCAAAUACUAUAAAUCAGUACAAUAAAAAAAAAAAAAAAAAAAAAAUGUAAGCCUAUAAAAUGAUGCUUGGAGACUUACGUGAAAAAAAACUACUUUUUUGAUGUCUACACAUAAAUCCAUCCUCAACUCACAAAGUUAUUCCCUCUGGACAGGAUGGGGAUAAUAAGUGGAUUGGUGGGAGUCCAACCACUGGAACCACCACUGAAACUGCACCCUCCGCCGAAUUAAUGGGGUACACUGCGCAUGCGCGGCCACUGCUUUAUUUGUUCUCUAUGUGGCUUUCGAACACUCCAAAAUCUCUUGCAAAGGCUUUUCAGAAGAACAGAGGCAGUUUUUACUGCAAAAGGGGGGUCCAACUCUGUAUGAUCAAUCUUGGUUUUGGAACGUGAUGUCCAACAAGCUCAUAUACGUAUUGGUGCUGAUAUUGUGUAUAAUGUUAUCUGUCUUUUUGCUUCCUGGAGAAUAGUGUUUUCCAAUCAGUGUGCUUCCAGCUUUUGCAAAACGACAACUCCCAACAUGCCCGGACAGCCGUUGGCUGUCCGGGCAUGUUGGGAGUUGCCGUUUUGCAACAGCUGGAGGCGUACUGAUUGGAAAACGUUCCCCCAUCUGAACAUUACGCACAGUGUAUUCGUUGUGAAAUUUUGUUUGCAGAGUUUGCACAAAAAAAAAUCUAUAAGAAUAUACAGUGAAAUACAACAAAACUUUGUACUCUGGAUGUGUUCAUUGUGACUUUUAGGGUAGGUUCACAUUUUCUCAAUAGAAAUCUGCCUCUGAUUUAUUUAAUGUUAAUUUAUUACAAAUUUCACCCCUUAAAAUGAUGGCGGAAUUUGCCAGCGGAAUCUGGCAGAAAAAAAUUUUUGCUCAGAAAUUUGGUUGCAGCCAUCCCAUUGUUUUCAACUGGAUUCUGCUGCACCAUGCACAUAGUGGAAUUUCCCCCGGCGGAAACGUUUCCCACAGAAAUUCCGAUUCCAGCCUUCGCAGAGAGAAUUGGCAUGUCUAUUCUUUCUGCGGAGUCCAUUUGGAAAUGCUUUGCCAUCUAUGGAGACAUCGCAGUCUUAGGAGUCAGAGAGGGACUUCAGAGCGAGCUACCGACUGUGGGUGGGUUGCUCUGUGUGUACGCUCAUAGCGGGGUAUUUCUAUGGCAGGAAAUCUGCCACUACAAGCGGACACACAGAGCUACCCACCCGCAGCCGGGAGCUCGCUCUGCAGUCCCUCUCUGAUUGCCGUUGGCACAUCCGCAGCGUCAAAUAUGCUGCGGAUGUGCCCCGUGUCACCCUGCCCUAAACAGGUUAAGUGCGUGGAGAAAACCUGCAAUAGAAAUGAAAGGGAACCAAUCAGUAAAUUUUAGCAUAUAUAAUGCUUAACAAUGCAUUUUAUAUAUACAUAUAUAUAUAUGCUAAAAUUGUUAUCAUUUCUACUUACCAGCACCCGUCGCAUCGGCCAUGGUCCUGUCCCCUCAUCUUGAUUAAUGGCUUGAAUUAUCGCUCUGCUGGCGAUGCCCAGGGGACUACUUGCGGAGUAGCCAGGGGAGACUUUUUAACUUAAUAUCUUCACCAUCCCGGGGGCAAAAACGUCCCCCGGGGAUGGUGAGGAUAAAGAUUUUAGCAUAUAUAAUAUGUUGUCAAGCGUUAUAUAUGCCAAAAUCUGCUGAUUGGUUCCCUUUAACAUGCAGAUUUCAGGGGGCUGUUUAUAUUACAUUUUUGGCAAUAUGUACAGUGCCUUGCAAAAGUAUUCACCCCCUUGACUUUUUUCUUUUCUUAUUUUGGUAUAUUACAGGUUUAAGUUCAAUGUUUCGAUAAUCUGAAUUUUAUGUGAUGGAUCAGAACACAAUAGUCUAAGUUGGUGAAGUGAAAUGAAAAAAAUAUAUGAAUAAAACUUGUUUAGAAAUAGAAAACUGGCAUGUACGUAUGUAUUCACCCCCUUUGUCAGGAAGCCCAUAAAAAGCUCUGGUGCAACCAAUUACCUUCAGAAGUCACAUAAUUAGUGAAAUGAUGUCCACCUGUGUGCAAUCUAAGUGUCACAUGAUCUGUCAUUACAUAUACACACCUUUUUGGAAGGCCCCAGAGCUUGCAACACCUAAGCAAGAGGCAUCAGUAACCAAACACUGCCAUGAAGAUCAAGGAACUCUCCAAACAAGUAAGGGACAAUGUUAUUGAGAAGUACAAGUCAAGGGUUAUAUUAUAAAAAAAAAUAUCCAAAUCUUUGAUGAUCCCCAGGAGCGCCACCAAAUCUAUCAUAACCAAAUGGCAAGAACAUGGCGCAACAGCAAACCUGCCAUGAGACGGCCGCCCAUCAAAACUCACAAACCGGGCAAGGAGAGCAUUAAUCAGAGCGGCAGCACAGAGACCUAAGGUAACCCUGGAGGAGCUGCAGAGUUCCACAGCAGAGUCUGGAGUAUCUGUACAUAGGACGACAAUAAGCUGUAUGCUCUAUAGAGUUGGGCUUUUUGGCCAGAAGAAAGCCAUUAAGUUUGCGAAAAGGCAUGUGGGAGACUCCCAAAAUGUAUGGGGGAAGGUGCUCUGGUCUGAUGAGACUAAAAUUGAACUUUUCAGCCAUCAAAGAAAUCUCUAUGUCUGGCGCAAACCCAACACAUCACAUCACCCAAAGAACACCAGCAGCCAGGACUGGGAAACUGGUCAGAGUUGAUGGAAAGAUGGAUGGUGUUAAAUACAGGGAUAUUCUUGAGCAAAACCUGUACCACUCUGCAUGAUUUGAGGCUAAGACAGAGGUUCACCUUCCAGCAGGACAUUGGCCCCAAACACACUGCUAAAGCAAUUAUCACAAGAGCAAACCAUCCAACUUGAAGGAGCUGGAGCAGUUUUGCAAGGAGGAAUGGACAAAAACCCUAGAGACUUAUCCAAAGCCACUUGGAGCGGAGAUUGUCGCAAAAGGAGCCUCUACAAAGUAUUGACUUUAGGGGGUCGAAUAGUUAUGCACAUUGACUUUUUCUGUUAUUUUGUCCUAUUUGUUGUUUGCUUCACAAUAAAUAAAAAAAAACAUCUUCAAAGU
Messenger RNA from Hyla sarda, 4199 nucleotides. RefSeq names its product solute carrier family 25 member 38 (gene SLC25A38). Gene Ontology annotation, molecular function: glycine transmembrane transporter activity. Gene Ontology annotation, cellular component: mitochondrion; mitochondrial inner membrane. The transcript has 6 exons. Gene Ontology annotation, biological process: glycine import into mitochondrion. Bases 178 to 1092 code for a protein of 304 amino acids. NCBI's taxonomy places the organism in Eukaryota, Metazoa, Chordata, Amphibia, Anura, Hylidae. The record is from RefSeq and is a predicted model, not a curated record.